AAAACCCCAAAGCCCAUAGGAGUGCCUAAAGAAAUAGAGCUAAUACUAUAAACCUUAUCGUCUACUCUAUCUAUCUCCCCUCCUCUCUGCACCAAAACCCCUCUUUGUUGUUCUCUCCACAGAGAACUUCCCCUAUCUCUUACUAUCUUUUUUUACUUUAUCCCUUCAAUUGAGAAGCGAGGAGUUGUUGACGGUAUGGACUCCAAAGAAGAAGCGACGUCGUUUCCACCUCUAGUCUCUUCUCCUCCUCCUCCAGGUUCUUCUCCUAUCAACAAUUCCUCCUCUUCUCUUGAUUCCCAAAUUCAAAAUAACGUUGCAAACACUGAUACCGAAAUUAAUAAUAAUAAUAAUAGUUAUAAUAGUAACGGCGUUGGUGAUGAUGGAACACUUGUGAGUGGUGGUCAGCAAGAAAAGAUUGUUACGGGCUCUGAAAAGCCCGUUCUUGCUGACCCAGAUGAGAAAACCCUAGCAAAAUCCGUUGGUGAAGAGCAGCCCAAUGAUUCUGCGGAAAUUUCGAUGCUGAAGUCAGUGAAGCCUGUUUCUGAGGUUUCUAUGAUUGAUGGUGUCGAAAAAGUUGAUAAAGUUGAGGUUUUGGGGGGAGAAAAUGGUGAAAGGGUUAUGUUGAAUGAGGAUUCUGGUGGGGUUGGUGGAUAUGCUGGUGAUUCUGUGGGUAUGGGAAUCGAGGUUUCGGAGGGAAAUACUGAAGAAUUAAACUCAGUUGAUGAGUCGAAUUCCAUUGAGCAGGUGAAAGAAAGUGGUGGUGAGAUUGCAGUAGGUACAGAAUUGAAAGGUGGUGAGGAUAGUUCCACUCAAGCGGAGGUGAAGGAAACUGAGGAGAAUGGAAAGGAUGAAGCUUUAACUAGUGUUGCUUCAUCUAAUUUAAAAGGAGCUGAGGAACCUGAUAAGGUGGUCGUUGAAGAGAGUGCUAUUUAUAGUGAUGAUGCCGAAAAACCCAAUAAAGCGGUUGUUGAACCGACAGAGUCUUUGUUCGUUGGAGCAGAUGGUGAGAAAUUUACUCCAGAAGGAGAUGCGGUUGUGGAUGCUAUUGAUGUCAAUGUCAAUGUGUCAGCACCAGGCGUUGCUGUUGUGGGAGAUGUGGAAGAGAGUGCUAUUCCUAGUGAUGAUGCCGCAAAACCCAAUAAGGAGGUUGUUGAACCGUCGGAGUCUUUGUUGGUUGGAGCAGAUGGUGAGAAAUUUACUCCGGAUGGAGAUGCAGUUGUGGAUGCUAUUGAUGUCAAUGUCAAUGUGUCUGCGCCAGGGGUUGCUGUUGUUGGAGAUGUGGAAGAGAGUAAAGUGAAUGUGGCAGCGCCAGGGGUUGCUGUUGUUGGAGAUGUGGACGAGAGUGAAGUGAAUGUGUCUGCGCCAGGGGUUGCUGUCGUUGGAGAUGUGGAAGAGAGUGAGGUGAAUGUGUCAGGGUCAGGGGUUGUUGCUGGAGAUGUGGAAGAGAGCAAGGAAGUGGAACAACAUGUUGAAAGUACUAUUGACGUGUCAGAGUCUUUGUUGGUUGGAGCAGAUGGUGAGAAAUUUACUUCGGAGGGAGAUGCAGUUGUGGAUGCUAUUGAUGUCAACGUCUCAGGGCUAGGGGUUGCUGUUGUCGGAGAUGUGGAAGAGAGCAAGGAAGUGGACGAACAUGUGGAAGGUACUGCUGAUGAGAAUGUGACAUCAGUAAAUGGUGUUGGUGAGACCAGACAACUUAUUGAAGAAGUGGCUAAUAUGACAGUUGAUGAAGUAGAUGUUCAGAACUCUAAGCCUGCGGUGGAUGAUAAUGUUGCAGCUGCAGAAUCCAAGCCUGUGGAUAACAUUGUUGGUGCUGGAAGUGAUGGAAAACUAGAUGCUGGAGAUGUUCAGACUGGUGAUGCGGUAGCUGCUACCGAGGAAAUCAAAGAAGCAGAUCCUGAAAGUGGUAAUAAAAGUCCGGACGUGAAGGAUGUCGAAAAGGAACCUGAGCAGGCAGUGUCUGAAACUAUUUAUGCCAACGGUGACCUUUCCGAAGGAAGCAUUGAGGGAGAUGUAGUGGAAGCUGAAGUCUCAGGUCAGUCAUCUGCCAUAUCAAGGUCAAUCAGUGGCUCACAGCAAAUACUGGAAGCAGAUGGAGAAGCUAAAGAUCAAAUAGAUGAAGAAGCUGAGCUUGAAGGCUCAAUUUCAGAUGGAGAGACAGACGGUAUGAUCUUUGGAAGCUCUGAAGCUGCCAGACAGUUUAUUGAAGAGCUGGAAAGGGAAUCCGGUGGUGAUUCCUAUACUGGUGCUGAGGCUUCACAUGAUCAUUCACAGGAAAUUGAUGGUCAGAUCGUCACCGACUCAGAUGAGGAGGCUGAUACUGAUGAAGAAGGAGAUGGGAAGGAGUUGUUCGAUUCAGCUGCCUUAGCUGCCCUUUUAAAAGCAGCAACAGGUGCUGAUUCUGAUGGUGGAAACAUCACAAUCACGUCUCAAGAUGGGUCAAGGCUAUUCUCUGUUGAACGACCUGCUGGUCUUGGGUCAUCACUCCGGUCGCUGAGGCCAGCUCCCCAACCAAACCGCCCCAAUCUUUUUACUCCUUCCAGUCUUCAGAAUAGUGGAGAAUCUGAGAAUAACUUGAGUGAAGAAGAAAAGAAGAAACUGGAGAAAUUACAGCAGAUUAGGGUCAAGUUUUUGAGGCUUAUUCACAGGUUAGGGCUUUCUUCUGAUGAGUCCAUAGCUGCUCAAGUAUUGUACCGGCUGGCACUUAUUGCACGAAGGCAAAACAGUCCACUUUUCAGCCUGGAGGCUGCCAAGAUGAGAGCUCUCCAGCUUGAAGCAGAGGGGGAAGAUGAUUUGGACUUUUCUGUGAAUAUCCAGGUUAUUGGAAAAUCAGGAGUGGGUAAGAGCGCUACCAUAAAUUCGAUCUUUGGAGAAGAAAAAACUCCAAUUAAUGCAUUUGGACCAGCUACCACCAGUGUGAAAGAGAUUAGUGGUGUUGUAGAGGGUGUUAAGAUUCGGGUAUUUGAUACACCCGGUCUCAAGUCCUCUGUGAUGGAACAGAGUUUCAACCGCAGUGUCUUGUCUUCAGCAAAGAAGUUUACUAAGAAGAACCCCCCUGAUAUUUUCCUCUACGUUGAUCGACUAGAUGCCCAAACUAGAGAUCUCAAUGAUCUUCCUAUGCUGAAGACUGUCACAAGUUGUCUUGGUCCUUCAGUAUGGCGAAGUGCCAUAGUCACCCUCACACAUGGAGCUUCUGCACCUCCAGAUGGACCUUCAGGCUCCCCUUUAAGUUAUGAGGUGUUUGUUACUCAAAGGUCUCAUGUUGUUCAGCAGUCUAUUGGUCAAGCAGUAGGCGAUUUACGAAUGAUGAGUCCAAGUUUGAUUAACCCUGUUUCUCUGGUAGAGAAUCAUCCAUCUUGUAGGAAGAAUAGGGAAGGGCAGAAGAUACUACCUAAUGGCCAGAGCUGGAGGCCUCAAUUACUGCUGUUAUGCUACUCAAUGAAGAUCUUGUCUGAAGCAAGUGCACUUUCAAAGCCUGAAGAUCCAUUCGAUCACCGUAAGCUCUUUGGUUUCCGCACACGCUCACCACCUCUCCCCUACAUGCUGUCCUCAAUGCUGCAGUCACGUGCACAUCCCAAGCUUUCCGCUGAGCAGGGUGGUGAUAAUGGUGAUUCAGACAUUGACUUGGAUGAUUUGUCAGACUCUGAUAAAGAAGAAGAAGAGGAUGAGUACGACCAGCUUCCUCCGUUUAAGCCUCUUCGGAAGGCUCAACUCGCUAAGCUCAGCAAAGAACAGAGGAAGGCGUAUUUUGAGGAGUACGACUAUAGGGUCAAGCUCCUUCAGAAGAAGCAGUGGAGAGAAGAGUUGAGAAGAAUGAGAGAAAUGAAAAAUAACAAGGGAAAAGAGGCGGCAAUUGAGUAUGGUUAUGCAGAGGAAGAAGCUGAUACAGGGGCAGCAGCUCCUGUAGCAGUUCCCCUACCCGACAUGGUCCUCCCUCCUUCUUUUGAUAGUGAUAAUCCUGCCUACAGGUACCGCUUUUUGGAGCCCACUUCACAGUUUCUUGCAAGGCCUGUCCUGGACACGCAUGGUUGGGAUCAUGAUUGUGGUUAUGAUGGUGUUAACGUGGAACAGAGUUUAGCCAUUGCAAGUCGUUUCCCUGCUGCAGUUACUGUCCAAAUCACCAAAGAUAAGAAAGAUUUCAGUAUCAAUUUGGACUCUUCUAUUUCUGCUAAGCAUGGAGAUAAUGGAUCCACCAUGGCUGGCUUUGAUAUUCAAAGCAUAGGAAAGCAACUUGCAUAUAUUGUCAGGGGAGAAACCAAAUUCAAAAUUUUGAAGAAGAACAAAACUGCUGGUGGAAUUUCUGUCACAUUUUUAGGUGAAAAUGUGGUUACCGGACUUAAAGUUGAAGACCAGAUCACCCUAGGCAAGCAAUACGUUCUAGUUGGCAGCGCUGGCACUGUUCGAUCUCAGAGUGACACAGCUUAUGGUGCCAACUUUGAACUGCAGAGAAGGGAGGCAGAUUUUCCAAUUGGUCAGGUGCAAUCUACAUUGUCUAUGUCUGUCAUAAAGUGGAGAGGUGAUUUGGCUCUAGGAUUCAACAGUAUGGCGCAAUUCGCGGUUGGGCGUAAUUCUAAGGUAGCUGUUCGAGCAGGAAUCAAUAACAAGCUCAGUGGGCAAAUAACUGUGAGGACAAGCAGUUCAGACCACCUCUCUCUUGCACUUUCUGCUAUAAUUCCAACUGCAAUUGGCAUCUACAGGAAACUUUGGCCUGAUUCUGGCGAGAAGUACUCGAUCUACUAAAUUUCAUUUUCAUUUCAGCAUUUUUGGUUAAUUGAACUUUGUAAUGGCGUAUUAUCUUGUCAUUCUAUUGAAUAAUGCUUCUGUCAUUUAUCCAUUCAUGUAGGAUUCCUACUCGUAUCAGUUUUGCGUGAUUAAAUGUGCUCUUUUACAAGAUGAAAUCAAGAGGUUCGUGUUGCUUAAA
This is a messenger RNA of Nicotiana tabacum (common tobacco), 4918 nucleotides long. Lineage: Eukaryota; Viridiplantae; Streptophyta; Magnoliopsida; Solanales; Solanaceae. The record is from RefSeq and is a predicted model, not a curated record.